UCCUACGGCAAGUCGGAGGUAACAAGAUGGCUGCCGCCGAGGAUGGCUGUGGUGUAGGGGCCGACACGGACCAGGAAUUGGAAGAGCUCCUGGAAAGUGCUCUUGAUGAUUUCGAUAAGGCCAAACCCUCCCCAGCACCCCCUCCUACCACCACGGCCCCUGAUGCUUCGGGGCCCCAGAAGAGAUCGCCAGGAGACACUGCCAAAGAUGCUCUCUUUGCCUCCCAAGAGAAGUUUUUCCAGGAACUGUUUGAUAGCGAGCUGGCUUCCCAAGCCACUGCAGAGUUCGAGAAGGCAAUGAAGGAAUUGGCUGAGGAAGAGCCCCACCUGGUGGAGCAGUUCCAAAAGCUCUCAGAGGCUGCUGGGAGAGUAGGCAGUGAUGCAACUUCCCAACAAGAAUUCACUUCUUGCCUAAAGGAGACACUAAGUGGACUAGCCAAGAAUGCUACUGACCUUCAGAACUCAGGCAUGUCAGAAGAGGAGCUGACUAAGGCCAUGGAAGGGCUGGGCAUGGAUGAAGGGGAUGGAGAAGGGAACAUCCUCCCCAUCAUGCAGAGUAUUAUGCAGAACCUACUGUCCAAGGAUGUGCUGUACCCAUCACUGAAGGAGAUCACAGAAAAGUAUCCAGAAUGGUUGCAGAGUCACCAGGAGUCUCUUCCUCCAGAGCAGUUUGAAAAAUAUCAGGAGCAACACAGUGUCAUGGGCAAGAUAUGUGAGCAGUUUGAGGCAGAGACCCCCACAGACAGUGAGGCCACUCAGAAGGCUCGUUUUGAGAUGGUGCUGGAUCUUAUGCAGCAGCUACAGGAUUUGGGUCAUCCUCCAAAAGAGCUGGCGGGGGAGAUGCCUCCUGGCCUCAACUUUGACCUGGAUGCCCUCAAUCUAUCGGGCCCACCAGGUGCCAAUGGCGAACAGUGUCUGAUCAUGUGAAACACUACACGUUUUCCUCCCUGAUUCCCAGCCAUGGGGAACAUCUGGAGUCAGCAGAACCACUGGGAGCUGAGGCAGGAGUGUCGUCUGCAGGAGCGGUCUGCCCACUGCCCUCUGUCAUCCCAUCCAAGAUUGUGCCAUACCAGCUGAGGGUUUUUCUGUCUUUCUAGGAAUAAGGUGUCUGUUCUGCAGGCCAUUUUUGUGAGCCCUAUUCUUCGUGGUUUCUGCUGCUAACAAAAGCCCAGCUACCCAUCGGGUGAAGGAAGGCAUGCCUUUUGGGGCAUACACCUCCUUCCCUCUCCAAAAAUAAUAUUAUAUAUGGCCACACUCAUGUUCACCUUUGUACCCAGGGUCUUUGUGCCUUGUCUCUACUCCCUUUCUUGGAACUGGGAGCAGGGACAGAGUCCUGGUGUUCUGUAUUUCUGUAGUUCUCUUGGGCAGGACCUUUGGGAAUGAAUGGGGAGAAACUUAGCCUGGGCUGGGGCUAUAGGUCUGUCACCAUGCCUUCUUGCCUUCAGACAGACUGUUCUGAAUUCUCAGAAGGGAAAGAAAGUGGGGCUUUUGCAUCUAAUCACAAUGGUGUUGAAAGAGAAGCCCUGGGAUUCUCCUCUCUCCAGGUGCUGAGGCCCCAACUCCCUGUCCAGCCUGCGAACUCAAGUCACUGCCCUGGUUCUUUCUACAGUGCUGUGUGAUCUGGGUGAACCCAGCUCUUGACCUUCCUUUCCCCCUGCCUCUCCUCUUGUCUUCUCUCUUUUUUAAAUACCUGUUUAUUUCAACCUUUCUCUGAGCCCAAGCUGUGACAAAGAAGGGCUCUUCCUGUUUUCCCUCAUCUAGUCCAUCCACCACUCUCACUGGACCCCUCUCUCCCUGGCAAACACAUAUAAUUGUAGUGUCAGGUCUAGGAAAUGAAUGACUGUUCUUCCCUAGAUACAUUCUGGCAUAUUUCAGAUGUCUGAUUCCUUUGAAUCCUGUCCCUUAAUUCAGGGAAGUGGCUUGGGAAGGGGAGUGGGGUGCAUACUGGGUCCUUUUUCCUGACUAAUAAAUAUUGUAAGUGAG
This is a messenger RNA of Equus quagga, 1982 nucleotides long. It is a transcript of the gene PEX19, whose product is annotated as peroxisomal biogenesis factor 19. Lineage: Eukaryota; Metazoa; Chordata; Mammalia; Perissodactyla; Equidae. Gene Ontology annotation, biological process: protein import into peroxisome membrane. Gene Ontology annotation, cellular component: peroxisomal membrane; peroxisome. Bases 27 to 926 code for a protein of 299 amino acids. The transcript has 8 exons. The record is from RefSeq and is a predicted model, not a curated record.